ACACCGACAGUGCCACAGGUCUCCCAAGUGUGUAAUGACAGCUAUUUGAUACCAACCGCUUAUCAUGAAUUAAACAGCCUGAGUGAUGAUCGUGCAAUGACUUAUAUGCCUGUAAUCAUAUUUCUCAUUGUAAUUAUGCUCUUUGGAAUCCUUGGUAACCUGCUUGUACUCUAUAUUUAUUGCUAUGUCUUCAAAAGAAAACCCGCCAACAAUUUCAUCAUUACAAUGGCGGUGUUUGAUUUCUUGGCUUCCGGUAUCGCCAUUCCUUUAGAUAUCUACGACAUGCGCUAUCAUUACACAUUCUACAAUUCCGUAGCAUGUAAAGUUUUCCGAUUUUCUGAAUCAGCAUUCACAAGUGCCUCGUCGUUCAUUUUGAUUUUGAUCGCCAUUGACCGAUACCUUAAAAUUUGUAAGCCUCUUUUGCCUGAGUCGUCCUUACGAAGCAAACUAAUGUGUGCGGGGUCGACUCUGUUUGGCUUCAUCAUCGCCAUUCCGACACUUGUGCUGUUUGGAAUAAACCGUGUACCACUGCAUCCAAGAAUUUUUUGUGGAUUCGAUUGUACCAUUUCGAAUGAAUUCAUGAACAGAAAGUUUAGUAAAUUAUACUAUGCUCUAUUGCUCAGUAUAUUCUGGGUGACAUUAUUCCUCCUAGUGGGAUUCUACAUACGUAUCUGGAUUGCUAUAAAAGAUAGGAGAAAGAAUACAAUCGGAGAGCAGCCAUCAGUAAGCCAUUCAUCGAUUAAAAGUGGAAUUUCAAAAGAGUCAAGACUGAAAGGAAAAGAACGCCAAUCAAGCAUAAAUGUCCACGAUCCAGUUAGUUUAAAAAACGAAAACAAAUCAAUUCUGAAUAGUCAGCUAUCUUGUGCAUCAGGAAAAUCCCUUAUGUCUAGAGUGAGUUCCAACGUAACAAAGAUGACCGGGAAGGUUCGCUGCACGCGGUCAACAAAAAUUUUCAUUGCCGUAACAAUUGCAUUUGUUUUGUCUUUCCUACCCAGUAUAACCGUUAAUCUUCUUCAGGGUUUUGUCAGAAGCAUCAGAAAAAUCAAAUCCAGCGAAUUUAAGGUUAUAAUGAAACUACUGGCCCGUGUCCAUUUCGUGAAUCAUGCCAUAAACCCGCUGAUUUAUAGCUUUUUGAAUGUUAACUUUCUAAGAAAAUGCUCAUAAGC
This is a messenger RNA of Saccostrea cuccullata (small rock oyster), 1166 nucleotides long. RefSeq names its product melanopsin-like. Bases 97 to 1164 code for a protein of 355 amino acids. The record is from RefSeq and is a predicted model, not a curated record. Gene Ontology annotation, molecular function: G protein-coupled peptide receptor activity. Lineage: Eukaryota; Metazoa; Mollusca; Bivalvia; Ostreida; Ostreidae. The transcript has a single exon. Gene Ontology annotation, biological process: neuropeptide signaling pathway. Gene Ontology annotation, cellular component: plasma membrane.